UGUUUAGAAUACAUUAAAAUAACAAGGAUUGACAAAAAUCCGUUGGUUUUCAUAUACUACAUUUUGUUACAAGACAUGUGCUGUUUAUUAUCGCUGGUUGUGUUUGUUUAUCCGCGAGCGGAUUUUGUGGGAUUUUGACUAAUUUCUCAAACCGUGGCGCGAAAGGAGCUCACAGCAGGUCGGCCGAGGGAUUCGCGUCAGUGAUUGAGAGUGAAAAAUGACAUUUGAUAUCGAGUACACGGUGAAACAAACAUUUUCACUGUCUGACAGAACCCCAUCUGGACUUUUGUGAUUCAAACAUGCAUUGUGAGCUAUUGUGUACAGAAUUCAACUGUUGGAUUUGAAUAAUAUGUGAACUAUGGGACAGAGGGAUAUAUUGGGUGAAGAAAACCUGGGCUCAUCUUUGCCGAGACUGCACAGCAUCAGGAAAACUAGAAAUGAGUCCUUUCGGAAGCGUCGACGUAGUGUGCCUGGCUCGUUCAGACGGACGUAUAGAAUGGCGGACGGUGGCGUUCAGCAGUGUGGAUACAUCGACAUUAAACAGCCUCCCAGGGUCAAGGGACGGAAACUUAAGUCAUGGAAGAAGAAAUGGGUCGUGCUACAGGAGAUGUCUAUUCGUUCCGCCGGCGGCCGGGCGGCGGCCAAGGUAGACGUCUAUUCCGACGAGAAAACCGCCACUUCCGCUCCAGCCGACAAGCAUACGUUCAUCUUCGAAUAUGUGACGGAAGUGCGCGCGGCGAAAUCGAAGACGCAUGAACACGCGUUUGAGGUGGUCGAGAGCGAGGCUGUGCUGCUGAUGUCAGGGGCGACGGAGCUGGAGACCCAGGUGUGGAUGUCCGCCUUCCGGCAAAUCUUCUGGCCGGACCAGGAGGAGUGUGACUCGUUCUUUGUCGAGAUAGUGCCGAACGAACACACGCGGCGGCUGGUUCUGGUUGGCGCAUUCACAUUGACCGUCAACCCGGAAGCUCUGUCCAUCCGCUCCGAGCGCCACAACUCCUAUGAGUGGUCCCUUCACAUGCUCAAACGCUUCCAUACAGAGAAGGACGAAAGGAACCCGGAAGUGGACCUCCUCACUAUAGAAUCCGGACCUAAGUCCGAGUGCGGCGAGGCGGUGUUCAAGUUUUCUUCCGAGAACGUAACCAAGAUUCUGGAAUCGAUUAAAAGGAACAUCUUCAUAGCCAUAAACCAAAAGCGCUCCGAAGAAAAAUCAAAAUCAAGCACUCCUCCCCAGAAGCAAAUCAGGGCAUCUAACUCCAGCCCCGGAAGACCGGAGCGCAUGCGUUCUGACACCUGUUCCAGCACUGAGCAGAAAUUCAGGGACUUGCUUGAGAAUGCAAACCUUCCCAGUAAACCUCAAUCCGCUCUUAUGCGGGUAAAAUCUGACAGCUCUGAGCAAAGUAUGGACUCGGAGGUUGUUGACGAAAUCACAGGUGAACCAAAAGAACUAACUAAGAAAAAGAGAGCAAGCGUCACAUUUGAUAAAAGUGUGGUCUCAGAAUCAAAAGUCCAAGGCGACAUUUUGUCAUCUCCGAUCGAGGUCGUGGAUAAAGAGAAUGACAAUGAUAACUCGGACUACAACAGAGUUGAGUUUAACACCCCGACUAAACCAAACGUACAUGGUAACAUCAUUUCCACGUUCACUAUAGCGAAGCCCGGCUACGAAACUAGAGUUCUUCUAGAUGAGAGCGGGUACAGCCACGUGGACAUGUCUAGCAACAGACCAGUGGUUAUGGACGAUGACAAGAGACGGUCUCUGUCAAACAUUUCAUCACAUUCCUCGAUGUCCUGUCGUUCAGCGUCUGUCGGAUCCAGAGACUCCGGAGUCCCGUUUUCGACGGGAGAUCGGAAUAAUACGGAGUCGGACAAGGGGAGAAAAUCCAACCGAUCCACAAACUCUUUCGACAGCGCUGUGUCGACGUCGUCCGCUAUGGAUAAUACGGAAUCAACUACAACAAUAUCCAACAAUAUGAAGUUAACUGUGGAAAUAGAAGCCGUUGAACUCACUAGAGAAGAACUAGAUGCAUCUACUAACACACUGUUAGACACAGAACCAGAAGAAGACAUUGAACAGCAUGACGACAAUGCCAUAUAUCAAGAUGUAUCUAUGCAUAUACACGAGGACAACGACGAUGAUGGUGGCUAUAAAAUGAUUGAUAAACAAGCCAUCAAGAAAUCCAGGUCUGCAAGCAAUGUCAGAAAACAGGAAAACGAAUACGAGGAUCUAAAUGAAUUUCGUCGAGGGAAGAAGAAUUUGGUAAAGCAUCUUGGAAUGGAUCCCACGGUGGACCCAUCGUCAGUGCCACCUUCACUUCCGGAGAGACCGUCUUCACAGCGCAUGCGGAGAAAAAGCUACAAACCAGAAAAGAAACUGUUUACCCUUCCAUUUCGAUUGAAAAGGGACAAAAAGAUGCGAGAAAGGGCCUCCAGUUUGUCGUCAUCUUCAAGCGGAGGAUCAGAAAAUGACGACGCGAAAAAGAACGCUGAACUUUCAUUAAAGGUGUGGCCCCUUGGGAAUAAGUCAAUGACCGCUGCAAACGAGGACCUGUAUCAGCCAAUCGCGAUCGCACGGUUCCUAAAGGAUAAUGAAGGAGUUGUAGCACCUCAGAAGAGAGAGCGUAGUUGUUCACUGAAUCUGAACACAGGGAUUGAGCAGCCGAAGAGACCAUCUAUAAGCUCCACGCGGGAAUUCAGUGAUCUCGAAAAGAAAAACGCAAUAUGGGCGCACAAUCGGAACGCUUCCAUGCAGAUUGACCAUCUUAACAGAGCUAGAGAUCCAAACAACACUAUGUUUAAUGUGACAAACACACACGACAGUGACACAUCGUUAAUGCCAGAACUUCUCUGUGGAGCUGAUGCUAGAAAUAGCAUAACCGUCAUCGAAGAUCAGCUUAUGGACGGCAGCGUUGCCGAUAACGAACCAAUUUACGCCGAAGUGGCACCAGCAGGUGCGCCCAGUGGUGUUCAUGACGACAAUAACCCAUUUCCAAAUCUGACAUUGUGGCAACCUCAAGAUAUCAGUGAUGUGGCUGAAGUAAGUGAACUGAAUGCGACUAUUUACGAAAACGACGAAUCUCUGAAUGACAGUAAGCGCGGUGACGUUUUUAAUCAGGGCUUUGUUGACACUGACGAAGGCAAAGACUCGAAUAAGAUAUCUUCCAGGAGAAACAGUGAUAUACUUCUUGUGGAUAUUUCAGAAAAUGAUAGUUGCAACGAGUGUAACAAAAGUGUUGACUUGUUUACCAUGGGCACCGGGCCCGGCUUCAUAGGCAUAACCCCGCUGGUUCCCACUAGAAACAGUGUACAUGUAUCAAGUGCCAGUAACAGCCUGGAUAUGAGUGACAUUUUCAACAUGGGAGACUCCAAUCCUCUCAUGGAAACAAACGCCGUGAAGGAGACAGCCGGAAUGGCAGCUAGUUCCGGUGUCCAGGAAGAUAUUUAUAUGGACAUGACUACAUGUCGCAAUGAAAGCAUCUACGUGAUGCCUUCCGAAAUCAAGUCUAAUAGUUCAUAGUUCUAAGACUAAAAUAAGAAAAUGUUUGUUUUUUUAUCGGUGACAUGUAAUGUAACUAUAUUUAUAAGUACACAUUGUGAUAAAUGGUUUCGUGAACAUAUGUCCAUUUUGAAGUCCUGUUGAUGUAUUUAAUAGACCAUUAUCUAUAUGUCAAGUGUACAUUACAGUAUGAAUUAUAUUCUAAAUUAUCUUUGUUAAUUUCAACUCAUUAUAUUAUUCCACAAAAGAUGUUAGUGCCAAAUAUUUACAAUUGUUAGUGACGUUUACAAAUGUUGCAACAAUAAACCUAUCAAACCAUGA
This is a messenger RNA of Mya arenaria, 3811 nucleotides long. RefSeq lists its product as uncharacterized. The coding region runs from base 359 to 3511 and encodes 1050 amino acids. Lineage: Eukaryota; Metazoa; Mollusca; Bivalvia; Myida; Myidae. The record is from RefSeq and is a predicted model, not a curated record. The transcript has 5 exons.